Corticium candelabrum is the source of this 1121-nucleotide messenger RNA. RefSeq names its product peroxisome assembly protein 12-like. The transcript has 9 exons. Lineage: Eukaryota; Metazoa; Porifera; Homoscleromorpha; Homosclerophorida; Plakinidae. Gene Ontology annotation, molecular function: zinc ion binding; ubiquitin-protein transferase activity; protein binding. Bases 45 to 1121 code for a protein of 358 amino acids. Gene Ontology annotation, cellular component: peroxisomal importomer complex; peroxisomal membrane. The record is from RefSeq and is a predicted model, not a curated record. Gene Ontology annotation, biological process: protein monoubiquitination; protein import into peroxisome matrix.
GCGGGAGAGUGUCUGGCUACGCGAGGCUAGCUGUAUCUUUUGGUAUGGCUGAUUUUGCUGCACAUCUAAAUCAGCGGCAGUCAUUGAACAGGCCUAGCUUUUUUGAACUCGCUGCUCAGGAAGGCAUGGAAAUGACUCUACGCCGCGCCUUUGAGUUUUUUCUCAAUCAAAUUUCUAUGAGCUACCCCACUAAUUAUGGAUGGCUAUCUCAUCGCUGUGAUGAACUCUAUACCGCAUUUAACUUUAUUUUACAAUACCACAGUAUAUCUAAAUACGAGGCUUCUAUAUCAGAGAAAUUUUAUGGAAUGAAGCGAGUUCCUUCUGCUCGGUGUGUGGACGAUAGAAUUGAUGGAAUAGUUUUGUAUGAAUUUUUGUGUUCUAGACAGGAGUCUCGUCUCUUGUUUCAUCGGAGGAUAUCGGACACAAAGAAAAUGCUUUCGAUGUUUUUCUUGGUGGCCGUGCCGUAUGUCAAAGUGAAGCUAGACAGGCUAUACGGUCAUCUUCAAGAAGAGCAUGAAUGCGAAACCAAUUCAUCCGAACACACUUUGGGACAUCUUCUCAAAGAGUCAUUCUUUAAGACGUAUCCAUACGUCCAUUUCAUAUGGGAAAGCUUGAUACUGUUGUACCAACUGCUGUACCUUUUCAAGUACUCCAAGUUCUACUCGCCUUUUCUCAUGCUGGCCGGAGUACAACUUGCAAGACAAACGAAGGAGGAUUUAUCACUAGAAACUGUUCAGUCGUCGAACGGCGGUGUGAUGAGAUUGCUUGAGUUCGUUAUUGGGCUUUUGACGAAAUCUGUUCCUGUGGGUGUGUUCUUUUUGAAGUUUCUCAACUGGUGGCAUUCUGAUGAACACACAAGAGUAACGGCCGCUAUUACUCGACUUCCGGCUCCGCCUCCCCCUGAUCCACUCCAGCCGGCGCCUGGUGUGAGUCUGCCUCCUCAUCCGGUUCAGUGCCCUCUCUGUUUCAAGUCUCGACGAACCGCAUCCGUUCUAACGACUUCAGGCUAUGUGUUUUGCUACGCAUGCGCAUACGACUACAUCGAGCACAACGGAAAGUGUCCGGUCACACACUUGCCCACAACAACAGCGCAACUGGUGAGACUAUACCCGAACAGCUGA